AUGCCUCUUCCUCGGCUUUCUUCCUCCCUUCUUCGGUCUAACUUCCUUAAGCCGACGCUCUUCGCACCUUUCGUCUGCAAACAUACCUUGCCGGAUCUUCGUUAUGACUAUAAUGCCCUUGAGCCAACUAUAUCUGCCUCGAUAAUGCAAUUGCACCACCAAAAGCAUCACUCGGCCUAUGUAAAUAAUCUAAACAUCGCGGAAGAGCAAAUGGCUGAAGCUAUGGCAAAAGGAGACCUAUCCAGGGCUAUUUCACUUCAAUUCGGGUCAUUUAAUGAAUUUAAGAACAAAUUUUCAGCAGUGACCAUUGCCAUACAGGGCUCUGGCUGGGGCUGGCUUGGGUACGAUAAAAUGCUAAGGCAGUUGCGCAUUGCAGCUUGUCCUAACCAGGACCCUCUUGAGGCAACUACAGGCUUGGUGCCGUUGCUUGGCAUUGAUGUGUGGGAGCACGCCUAUUAUCUACAGUACAAAAAUGCCAGGCCCGACUACGUCAAAGAAAUAUGGAAGAUCGUCAACUGGGAUGAUGUGUUGAAACGCUAUAUGGAUGCAUCUGGCUAG
This is a messenger RNA of Protopolystoma xenopodis, 558 nucleotides long. The record is from the annotation of a GenBank genome assembly. NCBI's taxonomy places the organism in Eukaryota, Metazoa, Platyhelminthes, Monogenea, Polystomatidea, Polystomatidae.